This is a messenger RNA of Colletotrichum tamarilloi, 1566 nucleotides long. RefSeq names its product NupC family nucleoside transporter. Gene Ontology annotation, molecular function: symporter activity; nucleoside transmembrane transporter activity. The record is from RefSeq and is a predicted model, not a curated record. Lineage: Eukaryota; Fungi; Ascomycota; Sordariomycetes; Glomerellales; Glomerellaceae. Bases 1 to 1566 code for a protein of 521 amino acids. Gene Ontology annotation, biological process: nucleoside transmembrane transport. The transcript has a single exon. Gene Ontology annotation, cellular component: plasma membrane.
AUGUCUUCCCAGGUCACCGAGGUCAACCAGACCACCACCACGGCUGGGAGCACGCCCCCCCGUCGCAACUCGGACCCGGCGCUGGAAAUUCACAACCAGCACCAGCAUCAACAUCUGCACCACAGCGCUCGUGUCGAUGCCAAGGGUCACGACGACAAUGUAACCUACACCAGGACCGGAGAGACAACUGUUCCGCACCAGAGCCAUCUACACCAGCACUCUGUCGAGCCCCACGACAUUGAGAAGGGCGACAAGCUCAGCGGACCCCCUGAUUACGAUGGCGAGAAGACUGGCGUCGUGGCCUCCAACGAGGAGGAGGAGAAUAAGCCCUCCAAGUUCAAAACCCUCUACCGCAAGUACAAGUGGGUUUUCCACAUCCUCCUCUUCUACUUCUUCACCGGCUGGUGGAUUGCCUCGCUCAUUGAGCACCGCAAUGACAAGAACUGGGUCAUUCCGUUCCUUGUCUGGCUCUGCAUCUCCCUCCGCCUGUUCUUCUUCUACGUCCCAAGCUCCUACGUCUCCCGACCGAUCAAGUUUGUGUGGCAACACACUGCUCUCGUCAUCUACAACGCCAUUCCUGCCAAGUUCCGCACUAUCGCUGGCGCUGCCGUGACGCUCGCUGUCAUGCUCGUUGGCUCUUUCGUCUCGGAGGAGUCGGCCGACAACAACCGUGAGAACCGUGCCGUUUCCAUCUUCGGUCUCAUCGUCAUCCUGGCCUGCUUCUGGGCAACUUCGAACGAUCGCAAGCGUAUCAACUGGCGUCCCGUUAUUGGCGGUAUGCUUUCGCAGUACAUUAUUGCGCUUUUUGUCCUUCGCACCGGCGUCGGUUACGACAUUUUCAAGUUUAUUGCGGAUCGAGCUGGUGACUUGCUUGGCUUCGCCAACCAGGGAACGGCCUUCCUCACUGCUGAGAGUGUGCUUGAUCUUCACUGGUUCAUCACUGGCGUCAUUCCUCCCAUCAUCUUCUUCGUCGCCAUCGUCCAGGUCCUGUACUUCAUCGGCUUCCUCCAGUGGUUCAUCGGCAAGUUCGCAACCUUCGUCUUCUGGGCCCUUCGCGUGUCUGGUGCCGAGGCUGUCGUCGCUGCUGCCACCCCCUUCAUCGGCCAGGGCGAGUCUGCCAUGUUGGUUCGUCCUUUCGUCCCUCACAUGACCAAGGCCGAAAUCCACCAGAUCAUGACUUGCGGCUUCGCAACCAUUUCUGGUUCCACUCUCGUCGCCUAUAUCAACUUGGGUCUCAAUGCCCAGGCCAUGGUGUCAUCCUGCGUCAUGUCCAUCCCCGCCUCUAUUGCCAUUUCCAAGCUUCGCUACCCCGAGAAGGAGGAGACUUUGACUGCUGGAAAGGUCGUCAUCCCUGACGACGAUGAGCAUGAGGCCAAGAACGCUAUCCAUGCUUUUGCAAACGGUGCUUGGCUAGGUAUCAAGAUUGCCGGUACCAUUGUUGCAUCGAUUCUUUGCAUCUUGGCCUUCAUCGGUCUCGUUGAUGGUCUGCUGACCUGGUGGGGUGGCUACAUCAACAUCAACGACCCUCCUCUGACUCUCAACCUGAUUACCGGUUACAUCUUCUAA